AUGGAGCCUCCUCCACCUUACCAUGCUCCUGGGUAUCUUCAAUCGACGAAAUCAUCUUCAAGAAGAGUAUCAACAGCGUCGUCGGCGUCGGUAUCCUCACCGAGACCUAGACCGAGAGCAGGUGAUUUCUUUGGAGGAGUGUCACAGCUCUCUCAACAGGAGCUGGACCGGGAUGCUAUCAAUGCAGGCAGAUCAGUACGAAGACGCUCUCCCAGGACUGACCUUCCCCCUGCCUUAGGUACAACCACCCGGAAACGUACACCCCCUACAAAGGCCCCUACUCCCCCCCCACCACCUCCCCCAGAACCUGUGCCAUGCCCUCUAUGUCCCGAGUUUGCAGGAGAGGAUGUCUUCCAACACAUCCGCAGAAACCACCGAGGCUACCCAUUCCAACAAUCUGAUUUCCCCUCGAAUUCUGUUGUGGUGUGUAAGGACUGUAGGGCAAUCUUGAAGGUAGGUAGGACGGCUCUGACGGUACACAAGAAGAACUGUAAGGGGAAGGAAGAAAGAAGUAGUAGAGAAUUGGCUAGGAGACAGAGCGGUGGAAUAGUGCAGGAUAGUAGAAGAAGGUCAAUUGGAGUCAACCAACAACUCUCACCACCCACCCCUCGCCCUCGCCCUUCACCACCACCACAGCCACCGCAACAACAACAACAACAGCAGCAACAAACACCACCUCGUCUGGCACCCCCACCAUCACCAGCUCUGCCAGCUGCAGCCCCUUUGCCCCAGCCGGAGCACCUUACCCGUGACAUCUCGGAUUUGGUACCUCUACCUGGAUCAGUAAAGCACCUGCAUCCCAACCUGGUCAGACCCUUCAUUCACGCUGCUUCUAAUGCAGCCAUCAAGUACAACGAGGACCCAUCGGCUGGCAACCUAUUCGACAUUCUCGCUUUGGUGAAGGUAGGACUGGUUCCGGAGAUGAGGAACGGCCACGCGGCGGUGGUGGACAGGCUUGCGAACUACCCCGCUGUCACCUGGCCGGAAGUUAGGAACGUGGAUGGAUCAGCUAAGAGUGAGAUACUUCGGGCUAAGGAGCUGGUGGAAAGCGGACUAGUUGGGAGAGCAGAGAGGGUCCUCAACAACAACGUCAAGAUCGCACCUCUCGACAACACCACUGUCCAAUCGCUAAAGGAUAAACACCCCAGAGGUACCGACAACCCAUUCUCUGUCCCCCUUCACCAAAGCGCCGCCCAUGCUACCAACCCCGAGGAUCAGGAUAUCAUCAAGGCGUUGAAUAGCUUCAAAAAGGAGACUUCGCCUGGUCCUUCGGGCUGGCGAUGA
Kwoniella botswanensis is the source of this 1284-nucleotide messenger RNA. RefSeq lists its product as uncharacterized. NCBI's taxonomy places the organism in Eukaryota, Fungi, Basidiomycota, Tremellomycetes, Tremellales, Cryptococcaceae. The coding region runs from base 1 to 1284 and encodes 427 amino acids. The transcript has 2 exons. The record is from RefSeq and is a predicted model, not a curated record.